UGAAAUCCCAAGACCAUAAAAACUUUUCAGUGAUUGUGUUUCAUUUUCCUGCAAACAGGAACUCACAAAACAAUAGGACAGUGGUCAGAGAGCAAGCCCACUGAUAAAAUUCCUACGAAAAUGAGAUUGUUCUGGCUCAAAUAAAGUCUUUGAUAUGUUAGAAGGUGACAAGCAGAGGGGGGAAUAAGCGAGACAUUGUUACUUUUACUGCUCUCUCUUCACCUGCUGCUCAGAUGUCAAAUACUUUAGCUCAGCAGCAGCUUUUCUGUGGACCAAAAGUCUGAAAACAGCUGAAUAUCAGUGGGAAUGGAGCUGUCAGGGACUGUUUUCACUGUCAAAUUUGGUUUGAAAGCCUUCCGUCUACCUGAAAAGGGUUCUUCCAAGGGAUUCUAAAAUAUUUCACCAGACAAGACAAAAGAGCUUAGACUUUCUUACUUUGAUUACUUAAAAAACAUAUUAAAUGCUGAACCCCCACCCUAAAAGAACUUGUAAAACUAGCCCAUAAGUAGCUGGGAGCACAGACAUUUGGUGAGAUUGUCUGUUCCAGUGAACAUUAAAUGACUAAGCAUUUCUUCCUGGAUCACCUGAAUUCAUCUGGCAGGGCAGGUGUGGCACUAGAGAGGCUGGAGGGUGCUUGGGAACUCCUCGUGCAUUGUGCUCAGUUUGAAGAGUUCCCCCCUCUCGGAGACAUCAUGUCCGCUCUGCUUCUGUUCUUUCCCAUCUUGUUAGCCUGGACUGAAGGAACCUCAGCAGCUGAUGAUGGCAUGCCUUUCAUGGAGUACCUGGACCCAAACCGUUUGGUCUGCUUAAAGUGGGGCUUUGACAACCUAAAAGGUAACAUUACAUUUCAGCUGGCGGUCAACUCAACAGGCUGGAUCAGCCUUGGCUUCAGUCCAAGCGGAGAAAUGUAUGGAGCAGAUAUUGUCAUUGGAGGAGUUGGACCAAAUGGGAACUACUUUAAUGAUUAUCACGCCAAAGAGGAAGUCAUGCCUCUCCUGGAUAAGGAGCAGAGCUACACUCUUCUCUCUAUGAUGGAAAAUGAUGGCCAAACCAUAAUGACCUUUCAAAGAGCUAUUCAAAGCUGUGAUGAGGAAGACUUUCAUAUUACCGCCCAACCUAUUAAACUAAUCUACGCCUAUGGAACAUCAGAUGAGAUCAAAUACCACGGGCCUCGCAGAGGCACAAAGGAGGUGAACCUGCUCAACUAUGUGCCAAGGACGUCAAACGCGAAUGCAACAUAUCUGAGCGUUAAAGUGACCAAUGUCCCUGUCCCUUCCAACAAAACCUACUAUCACUGCAAAGUGAUGAAGCUUUCUGACUUGAGUACAAAGCAUCACAUUUACCAGAUUGAGCCGGAGAUUGAGAAUCCGGACAUUGUUCACCACAUGCUGUUGUACCACUGCCCCCCCACUGUGACAACACCAUAUGAAAAUCCGUGCUAUAGGGGUGACUUGGGGGACGUCUGCUUUGGAGUGGUAGCUGCAUGGGGAACUGGAGGAGGGGUAUAUGAGCUUCCUGAAAAUGCUGGUAUUCCUAUCGGUGGUGAAAACAAGAACAUUUUAUAUAGGCUUGAGAUCCAUUACAACAACCCACAACAGAAAGCAGGCGUUAUAGACAACUCAGGACUGAGACUGUACUACACAGACCAGCUGCGGCAGCAUGAUGUGGGUAUUUUAAACACCGGUGUGCUGCCAAUCCUGCCAGUGAAGUACAACAUCCCUCCAAAAGCCGCUGAAUUCCACACCUACGGCCUUUGUAACACCUCCUAUUUUUCUCAGCUUGUUAGUCCCAUGCCUGACCUUCAAGUGUUUGCCGUGCUCUUGCACACUCACUUGGCUGGAAGAAAAGUCCGAGUUGGCCACUUCAGAAAAGGAAAGCAGAUAGACUUUUUGGGUUUGAAUGAAAACUACAACUUUGAAAUGCAACAGACGGUAAAUUUGGGAAGCAUCAAGACGGUCAUGGAGGGAGAUGAAAUCAUUGUGGAGUGCACCUACAACACGGAAGAUCGGACUGGGCCUACAAAGAUUGGUCUAUCCACCUUUGAUGAAAUGUGCCUGGCCUUUCUCUACUACUACCCUGCAAUCAGUGUCACUUCAUGCUUGAGUCAACCAAACACAACGCUUUUGUCCCCCACAGAUUACCAAUCAUCUGACCUGAACGACCAUGCAGAGUAUGAGGAAAUGUUAAAGAACCUACCACAAAUUCAGUUCAUCAGUGAUGCCAAAAAGAGGCCUUUGGUGUACACAAACGCCUUCAUCAGAGAUAUGAUGGAGUCUCCCACUAUUAAAUGUGAGCCUAAAAAUGCAGCAAACGAGCUCUGCCCUUCCUGGAUUGCAAACAUAGGAGGAAUCCUACUUUCUCUGCUCUGGAUGAUUGUCUAAAGGGAUUACACGAGCAACGAAUGCAUCGACACAGCACACAAAAGUCUCUAAUAGACUGGAGUAACAGUUUUUGGAGCAUGUUAGAAGUUUAAUGACUGGAUUUUAAGAGUUACAAAAUUGAUUAAGCAAAAAAUUGUAUUGUAAUCAUAUUCACUCCUGCACAGUUGUUGCUUUACUGUUUUAGACAUAAUUUUAUUUAGUUUUUCUUAAUGAUUUUUAUGUAAGAAUACUUUUUUGGUUUAUUGAAAUGAUUCAAACUUUGGCCCAUUUAACCUUUAGGGAUUUUUUUUUACCCUAAACUUUAUUUGCAAUAAGAAUGGUGACAGUGUUGUACAUUUUCAUUUUUUUUCACAAGAAAAAAAAAGGUCAAGAAAAAAUAAGAAACAAAUGAGUGAUUUGUAACCUGCAAAAAUUGAUUUUUUUUUUGUAAAACAAAGUCUCACCUGGAAAGUUUUUUUAAUUAAAAUUGACAGAAGUUUUUUUCAGUCUGAGUUUUAAAUAUCUCAUUAAAAAGAUCUUGAUUUAUCAACCCUAAAAA
This is a messenger RNA of Oryzias latipes (Japanese medaka), 2919 nucleotides long. It is a transcript of the gene moxd1l, whose product is annotated as monooxygenase, DBH-like 1, like. Gene Ontology annotation, biological process: dopamine catabolic process; octopamine biosynthetic process; norepinephrine biosynthetic process. NCBI's taxonomy places the organism in Eukaryota, Metazoa, Chordata, Actinopteri, Beloniformes, Adrianichthyidae. Gene Ontology annotation, molecular function: copper ion binding; dopamine beta-monooxygenase activity. Gene Ontology annotation, cellular component: secretory granule membrane. The record is from RefSeq and is a predicted model, not a curated record.